UUUUUUCUUAAAAGAUUCACGUCUUGAUGAUCUAGACUUUGGCGUCCAGGUACAACGACUACAAGGAUGCUGGAAGAAAGCUCGACGACAACUCUGUGUAGGCCCUACUUUCAAAGACAAGAGAAGGAAUGAGGCUAAGAAAAUAACUGUAUUCAUUUCUGACUGAAAAUAGAAUCAAUUCAUCAUGAUUUGGAGGAACACUUUUUUCAAACAUACAAUAGCUGUGAUAUGUCUUGUCAAUGUUGUUGGAAUUUUAUUGUUUGUUAAUUUUUUGUUCGAUUCAAAUUUUUUUAAUACUAAAAUGAAAGCAAGCAAAAAUAUUCCUUUCGAUAAUUAUAUGCCUGUACUAGAAAACAAACAUCGUAAAAACUAUGCUUUACCAGUACAGAAACAGAAAGAAGCUGAUAUGCCUUAUCUUCCAGGGAUUCCACCUGUACCUGAUUAUUCUUCCUCCGACAUCAUCAGUCCAGUGGAAGAGAAAAUUGUAAAGCAUUUUCUGCAAUACAAACCAAUGAAAUAUCAGGAGAAAGUAUUAAUAUUAACUCCUAUACAUAAUGUUGCUAAUUUGUUAAUUCGUUUCAGUAAUUUGUUAAAAUCGCUCACAUAUCCCCACGAUUUAAUUUCCAUAGCAUUUGGAGAAGAUUGUAGUGGAGACUCCACCUUAAGUGUUGCCCAAUCCAUUGCUCUUGAUUUAGAAAAAUCGUUUAGGAGUGUAAAGGUUUUCCAUUUUAAUCUUACCGGUCAGAUAAAAGGAGCAUGGAAUGACAUCCAUAACCAGUUUUUGCAACUUCCUCGCAGAAAACAUUUGGCAGAGUCGCGUAAUUUAUUGUUAAAGUCUGGAUUAAGAGAUGAAGAUUGGGUUUUGUGGAUUGACAGUGACAUAUCAUUUCUUCCUCCAGAUAUUAUUCAGCAUCUUCUAUCUUCUGAUAAAGAUAUUGUUGUGCCUUCUUGUGUUUAUCAAGACAAUAAUAAUAAAAGAGUUUAUGAUAAAAAUACCUGGCGUGAGACCGAAUUGUCGAUGAAUAAGCAGAAAGAACUUGAAGAGAAUGAGCUUAUGCUUGAAGGUUAUGGUAGAAUAACACGCCUGUAUCUUUCUGAUCUCCGUGCAGAAGGUCGAGUUGUACCUAUUGAUGGCGUUGGGGGCUGUACCUUGUUAAUUAAUGCUGAUCUUCACAGAAAAGGAUUGAAUUUUCCAGAAACCGUUAUUGACCAUCAUAUUGAAACUGAGGGACUAGCUAAAAUGGCCAAACGUAUGGGAUUUGGAGUUUAUGGGAUGCCUUUUGUUGAGGUUUUUCAUUAAUUUGCAUCUACAGAGGUAGAAUGUAUACUCCAAUUUUACUUUUGUUGAAGUUUUUCAUUAAUAUGUAUACACAGAGGUAGAAUUUAGUUGCAUAUGUAUAAAAUUGGAAAUCAAUAUAGUGGCGUAUAGAAGUCCCAGAUUUCUCUGAUUAAGCCACUAGUUUUGUUAAUUGUUCUUAUGCAAACUCUUAAAUAAGAUGGUGCGACUGUUCCCUUUAUAUAAUAAGAAUAAUUGAGCUUUCAAAGACUGAUCCCAGUAGUGACAAAAAUAUGUCACUGAGAAAGCAUUUGAUUCAAAAUUGUUUGACCUGAAGACCUUUCACCGAAUGGCAUAAUGAUACAAUGAUUUAGUCCUGAAAUAUCUUUUCUGUGAGUGAAAUAAUUUGGGUAAUAAAUACUUUAUCAGGGUAAAGGAAAUCCAUAUUAUAAAAUCAAUGUGUUCUUUAUUUUUGUCACACAUUAUAAAAUCAAGAUUAUUUUAGCUAAUGAUAUUUAUUUGCAUUGAAUAUUUUUUAUUUUUGAUAUUUAUAAUGAUAUAUUAUUAUAUGCAUUCCAUUAUUUUUAUAUGUACAAAGAUAUAUUGUUUUAUAUGUAUAUUGAUUCAAAUAAUUUGAACAGCCUUUCAAAACAUUAUAUGUCCAAAAUAAGUGUCAAAUGUUGGUUUGAUAAUUUAUCUUUUGAAAAAAUUAAUUAUUUUGAAUACAAAAGCGCUCGAUGAAAGUUAAUAUAAAAUUGAUCUCAUAAUAUUUGACUGCUGCAACUUAAUGGAUAUUGUGUGCUUUAAAUUAUGUUAUGAUACAUACACUUACACAAUCUGAUUAAAAUACAGAUCUAUAUUUCGUUCCGUGUUUUUAAACUUUCAAUGGCCUACAUUACAUGAAGAUCUGACAAGUUGUACUGGAAGGUCAUGUCAGGGGUCAUACAAGCGGCUUUUGAUCCUAUCACGUCAGACAUUGAUUAUUCAAUCAGUGUUCACGUUUCUAGUGGUUUACCCACAGUUCCGUGCAUGGCACGCCAAGAAGUCGCCGUAACCGACCGUGUCAUUGGCUAAUCCAUCACUUCAACCAAAACGCCGGUAAUAUAACAACUCUUCCAGAUCCUAGUGUAGUAAAGACAAGUAAAACGAAAUUUUGAACUAUAAAAAAAAAUGAAACGAAAUAGGAUCUGGGUUUUAAUCAGAUUGGAAUUUUACAUAGAGUUGUGAUAUUGAUUGCAUCGUCAAUUCCAGUCUUUCACCCAAGCAUGUUUUUAUAAUUAUCUGUUGAAAUUAAUCAAAUUAUAGCAGAUUCGUCAGAUUUUCAUCAUUUGCAUAUUUCAGACAAAACAAAUUUUUCACUACUUUAUCCACUCUAAUUAUGGAGUCAAAUUGAUUAUUUAAUUAUGAAAACAAAACCAAAAUAUAAUAUGCAGCAAUUUUUCAUAUAAUGGAAUAUGUAACAAAAAUCGUCCAGAAAUUCAAACUUUGUUUCUAAAAGUGUGAACAAAUUAAAAUUAGAAUUGUCAAUUAAAAAUGUCACCUCAGAUUUUCAUCAUUUGCAUGGUUUCUGUAGUGGGUAAAUCGUAAAAGAAUAGCUUUAUUGUGUCUCCCUUCUAUCGUCCACUGAUUUUUAUACCCUGCCAAAUACUCUUGCCACCCUUUGUCCAGAGUCAUCCACAAUUUCGUGUAACCACUAUACAGGUCAGAGUUUUUUCUGGGUUGUAAAAUUUACUGGAAUUUUUCAUUUGUUAAUAAGGAAAAUCAUAAUUUUUCAGUAGCAUACCAUAGGGCAAAAAUAGAAAUACCUAUGUUUACGGUUACUGACCGACUCUAUUUCUUGGGGCGAAAAUUGUUCACUUUACAAUUUACAUUUUUUUAAAGAUUUGAUUUUGAUGAUGCUUUAUAGGCCAGACAAAGUUUUACAGAAUGUUUGAUAAGGAAUAAGUUUAUCUCUAAGUUAAACAGUAAUAUACUAAGAAACUUGUGCCAUAUUUUGAACAGAACAGAUGAUAAAUUUCUGAUGGGUGUACUUUUAUAUCAUGGAGAGAGUCUAUUAU
Messenger RNA from Patella vulgata (common limpet), 3333 nucleotides. RefSeq lists its product as uncharacterized. Bases 185 to 1300 code for a protein of 371 amino acids. The record is from RefSeq and is a predicted model, not a curated record. Gene Ontology annotation, molecular function: alpha-1,6-mannosyltransferase activity. NCBI's taxonomy places the organism in Eukaryota, Metazoa, Mollusca, Gastropoda, Patellidae. The transcript is spliced from 2 exons. Gene Ontology annotation, cellular component: mannan polymerase complex. Gene Ontology annotation, biological process: cell wall mannoprotein biosynthetic process; protein N-linked glycosylation.